AUGUUCGUGUUAUUUCAAACUGUAAUAAAUACAGGAAAGCAUUAUUCCUUCAGGAAAAUAUUGAAUGCACCAUUGCCUUCAUGUAAAUGUCUGUUAAAUAGGAAUAUAUCAGAUGCACCCAAGAAGUUUAUUACGUUUGACGAAGUUGUAGCGCAGAGGAGAGCGGAGGCGCAGAGAAGCUUAGUGGUUCAAGUAAAUUCAGAGUCUUCUUUCAAUGAGUUAUAUGGGUACUGCUCCAGAUAUGCUAGUAUAAAUGGUAUCCAUCAUUAUAAAAACAAUGGAGGAGAGCACUUCAUGCUUAUUGAAUUUGCAUCAGAAGAUAACCUCAAAGACAUUCUCCGUAGCUGCGGCUCACAUCACAAGGACCUUGACGUUAUGGCAUUACAGUCUCCUUUCCUUUGGUUCCGUGCUGUUGCUAACAAAAAGGAAAAGUUUACAGUUCCUGAAACACAAUUAAUAAAUAAGGAUGGGACAUUGCCAGUUAAUGAAGAUACAUUAUUUGAACAACUAUCACAUUGCAAGACGGUCUCAGAUCAAAUACAAGUGCUGUACGAACACACUAUGUUGAAUGAUCUAGGAGUACGGUUAAGAUACAUGGUGGCCAGACAACUAGAAACAAUAAUGGAAAGUCUUUAUGCAAACAUGGCGGUGAGACCAUUUGGUUCAUCAGUAAAUGGGUUCGGCAAGAUGGGAUGCGAUCUUGACCUCGUGCUUACCAAUGAGCUCACACAGGAGAUGACUGAUCCAAACAAAAGACUAGUAUAUCAAGAGAAGAAAUGCGAAGGUGGACGAAGUCCCUGGCAGCGGCAUAUGGAGCUGAUGGGCGAGCUAAUCGAGCUGCGCGUGCCGGGAGCUACGAGAGUCCAGAGGAUUCUCAACGCCCGAGUUCCUAUUGUCAAAUACGCGCACGAGCUUUCCGGAGUUGACUGCGACUUAUGUUAUAGCAACAUGUCCGGUGUGUACAUGUCAGAGCUUCUCUGGCUCUAUGGUUCACUAGACCCGCGAGUGCGUCCCUUAACAUUUGUGAUCCGGCGCUGGGCGCAAACAGUGGGCCUCACCAACCCCCAUCCUGGCAGGUGGAUCACCAACUUCCCUCUUACAUUGAUGGUGCUGUUCUUUCUGCAGCAGAAAACGAAAGAUGGCUUUGUGCUGCCUCCGUUGAAGUUUAUGAGUAAGAUAGCAACCAAAGACGAUAUCCGGAUAGCGGAAGAUUACGUAAACUGCACAUUUGUACGAGAUCUUAACCGAUUACCGCCAGAAAGUUAUGGCCAAUCACAAUCCAACCUGCAAACAUUACUGUUACAAUUCUUUGAAUUCUACUCACAGUUUGACUUUCAAGACAAAGCAAUUUCUAUCAAUGAAGGAGCACCCGUUCGGAAGCCAAAUAAUUUGCCGUUGUAUAUAGUUAAUCCAAUAGAACAAGCAUUGAAUGUAAGUAGAAAUGUAAGUUUCGAAGAAUGUGAACGGUUAAAGAUGGAAGUAAGGAAUGCUGCAUGGCAGUUAGAAUCGUGCACUGAAGGUGAUCGAACUGAUGAUUGGGGAUUAUUGGGCCUAAUAGAAAAGAGAACUACAAGAGGGUUAAAAAAGCUAUUGCGUGUAGGGAAUUCACAUAGACUAGUGUCAGUAAAAGACUUAUUUAAUGAAGAGGAUACUAGUGAUAAAAGACUGAGUAAAAAAAGUGAUAAAGAAAGUGCGAAAGUGGCACAAACUGUAAAAGUGGAGAAAAAGGAACAGAAAAUAAAAUUCAAGAAUACUACAAUUGCAAAUGAGGUUUAUAGGAUACGGAGAGACAAAAUUGUAUGAGAUUAGGUAUUUCGUUGUUUUAUAUACCUUCCAUAUAUACAGGAAAUCAUGUAAAAACGUUAUAAAAUGUUACCAGAGUGUACGUUUUUCCCUACCAUAC
Molecule: messenger RNA, 1903 nt
Organism: Hyposmocoma kahamanoa
Lineage: Eukaryota; Metazoa; Arthropoda; Insecta; Lepidoptera; Cosmopterigidae
Product: poly(A) RNA polymerase, mitochondrial-like
Exons: 8
Coding region: 1-1803 (600 amino acids)
Biological process (GO): mitochondrial mRNA polyadenylation
Molecular function (GO): poly(A) RNA polymerase activity
Source: RefSeq, a predicted model, not a curated record